AUGGCAGAAGAGAGUUCCGAAAUUCAAAGCAAUCAGGAACUAGUCCAGGCAACUGAAUCAAAUGAACAGGAAAUGAACAGGUCGACCUCUGACGUGCGUGACAUUUCCAUGAAAAUGGAGAGAGCAAGGGAGACUUACAGAACAUAUUCAAGGCUUGAGCGUAAGCCUACAAGACAGGAACUUUGGGCUUGGUAUGCGUAUGAAAUGUGCUCUUACUUUGUUCAUACAGUUCUUAUACCCAUAGUGUUUUCUCUCGUCAUUAGUCAAAUAGUUAAAUUACCUUCUGAGCCACUUCGAGGAUGGAGCAAGAGCGCCAAGGGCUUGACUUGUAAAAUCAAUGAAAUGCAACUGUACGAGCGACUUACUCGCCGUUCCAUACCAAUUGGCAAUUCCAAAGUCUCCCCCUUAGAGUGGACUUCAAUCUCUUGGGCAAUAGGCCUAAUUCUGGUUGGCCCUGCGCUCCGUUUCGUUUCCACCAACCUUGACCAUGGCCGGAACCAGCAAGUUGUUGCUGGAGCUGCAACUGCCAUUGGAUCAUUCUUUUGUCUACCCGUUGGAUUCUUCAGAGUCACAUGGAUUUUCCCUCUCUAUAUUGCUCCAAUCGUGGUUGCCAUUACCGUUGCUACUGCCUCCCACACCCGUCAUCAUGGCCUAAUGAUCCAAGGUUUCACUGGACCAACCCUUCAAAGACAUCAAUUCCAAGUUCGAAGAGGUGUCUCAAGUUGGCUGUCGCUCUAUGCCACUGCUGCCGGUUGCUUAGGCUCUGCUGUAAUAGCAGCAUUUGUAUAUUAUAUGCUUCGAAUUAAUGAUAAAUUUACCGGCCUGUGGGUUGUCUCGAUUUUUAGUGGACUCAAGUGGUUAGCUGGAAUAGUUCACGUUAUUACCUUAAGGCCUGGGAAAACCAUUGCCUCUUCUUUACCAAAAGACCAUUUUCUCUCCAUUUUUAAAUAUCAUCAUGGACUUGGAAGCCUUAUUGUUGUUGGUCUUUCUUCAUUCACAUCAAUGUGCAUUUUCACAGGAGGGUUACUCUAUUUGGUUGGUGAACUCUGCCUUAAGCCGGUGUUCUUGCUUUAUUCCUGGUUGAUUUAUUUCAUUUUCCCCUCAGUUUCUCUGCCACUACUACAACCAAUUCAGCUUGUUUUAAAGACAAAUGCUGUGAAAAUGCAUCUGCUUGGACUCAUUUUAUCACUAGUAACUUCGGGGACAGGAUUCCAAUUCCGAAAGGACAACUGGCAGAGACAACAUAUCUUGAUUUUUGCGGCAUUGCAAAGCACAUCGACAGGACUCUUGCAUGCUUUUGGCCGAGUUUUGUUGAUGGACUCUUCACCAGCUGGGAAAGAAGGUGCAUUUGCAAUCUGGUUCUCGUGGGUGAAAAUGAUGGGAACUUGUUCAGGCUUUGCAGUAGCAUCAGGAGCCGCUGCCGGAAAUGUAGGAACCUCUUUUGGAAUCGCAUUCUGCACAGCCGCUGUUGCAAUGGUGAUUUCAAUAUAUGGGAACAUUAGCGACGUUGGAGGAGCCGUAGCUGCAGGGCUUAUAAGUGAAGACGGCACGACGGUUUCUACACCCACCGAUGGCUUGGAUAAUAGCAAUAGCACUAGCACUAGCCACGGUGAUGAGAAUGCAACGAAAGAGCCUGUGGGCGAGGAAGCUGCAUAG
Messenger RNA from Durio zibethinus, 1656 nucleotides. RefSeq lists its product as uncharacterized. The record is from RefSeq and is a predicted model, not a curated record. NCBI's taxonomy places the organism in Eukaryota, Viridiplantae, Streptophyta, Magnoliopsida, Malvales, Malvaceae.